UCGGAUCUUUCUGCAAUCUAAAGAACUGUUGUGGCUUUUGGCAGAUGAGAGAGGGACUGUACUAUAACCCGUAUUUCCCAGGUGGAGCAAUUGCAAUGCCGAAGCAACUGACAGAUGGACAAGUCGAGUAUGAGGAUGGAACACCAGCAACGGAAUCACAGAUGGCAAAGGAUGUCGUAACGUUCUUGGCCUGGGCAGCAGAACCAGAAAUGGAGGAGCGAAAGCUGAUGGGGAUGAAGUUGAUACUGGCACUCUCCUUUGCUCUGCUUACGGCAGGCUACUACAGGCGAUGGAAAUGGGCUCCUCUGAAAUCCAGACGGAUUGUUCUGGAUGUCGUCAAUUAAAUAGGAAGCAGAGGACUUUCGCCGGACUCCUUUGACAUGUGAUGAUGACUUAUUUACUUCAUAUGGCAAGAACUGCAGCAACUUCAGAACGGGUCAUUGUCGAGUUGCUUCGACUUGGUCGUCGUCGUCACCAGGGCGCUGCCUGUUUCUCCUGGUGGUAGUCUGAUGAUACGUUGACGGGAAUGCAAGGCUGCCCAGGUUCUGAGACUGAGUUUGUCUUCUCUCCAUAGUGUCCUUUAAGACUGUGAUGAGUGUCUGUGAGAUGAGCGGCUCUUGCAGCGUAUCCACAGUAAUUGAACCAGCCAUUGGUCCUGGACUGAAUCUUGGUCCUGGACUGGAUCAUGGACCUGGGCGUGCUCACACUCCUGGGUUCAAAUAUUUUGCUCUUUUGUUGUUGUUGUUGUUUGAUAUCGAGAAAUUGUGGGCAGGAGCAUCAGUGGAGUGGAUCUGCUGACAGAAGCGUGCAUGGACCUUGCACACACUCAUGUGUGAGUGUGUCGGUGCGCAAGUGUGUUUGUGUAUGUGUCGGCAAGUUCGCGCAUGUCUGUGCAGAUCGGUGGAUGGGUGGGUAUGGUUAUGUGUGGAUUAGAAGUGUUGGAUCACUCAGUUCAUGGCUUUGGUGGGCUUGUGUGUGCUUCGGUGGAUUUGUAUGAAAAAGAAUGUCAGCAGCUGCUGUCAUUGGUCUCAAGGUCUGUACCUGCCCGGUAAUGUGGGUUUGUACAGAGGUAUACUCAUUUUGGGAGAUGAGCUGAGGUAUUCUGGGACUCUGGGAAUUAUGGGAAUCAGAAUCUGGGAUUUCUGGCGCUCUGAGGUUGUACGGCUUAAACAUUGUCCCUCUGUGUAGACCAGCAGUAUGUUGAUUAAUAGUUGUUCAUGCUUCGAAAUUGUUUCUUCCCAAUAGUGUUUUUUUUUUUUUUUUCUCGUUAAUCUUCCUCAAAACGUGGUCAUCAUCUCCACCUUCCAAAUAGUCUGGAAACAUCAUUUUGCAAAUUUGCGCGCAAACACUCGCUGCCAAAGUUGGUAGGCGAUAUCUCUUUUAAUGUGCAGGUAAACGGC
Chara braunii is the source of this 1400-nucleotide messenger RNA. NCBI's taxonomy places the organism in Eukaryota, Viridiplantae, Streptophyta, Charophyceae, Charales, Characeae. The record is from the annotation of a GenBank genome assembly.